This is a messenger RNA of Haemonchus placei, 687 nucleotides long. Lineage: Eukaryota; Metazoa; Nematoda; Chromadorea; Rhabditida; Trichostrongylidae. The record is from the annotation of a GenBank genome assembly.
AUGGCCACAGGAAGAUUGACACUCGAAAUGUGGAACUCAUUCCUGAAUGAAGCACACCUGGACAGUGAAAAACUGCCGCUCGACCUUGACCCUGAGGAACAAGAACGACUGAUAACGACCAAUCUAGAGUUCCCAGGGAACUACAGCAUCCAAAUCGCUGGCAUGAGACGGUGUAUGGCAGACGCGAACCGCCUGCAAUACUACGACGAUUUGCUUAGGAAACAGGAAGCUGAAGCGGAAGAAGGACAGUCGUUGGAAGAAGAAGUUCUAUCGAGACUAGAAGCCAACCACAACAUCCUGAAGCCCGACAGACCACAACCACAGGAACGAUCCACUACUUCACCAGCAGUACAACUCAGCGAAGGGCCGGAGGGUGCCAGUGCACUAUUCCAAGAGAAAAAUUCGGCGGAAAACACUCGCGAGGUCGAGAACACCAAGAUUCAAAGUAACGCUGGAUUCAUGGAGCCUCUGGACUUUGACGAGGAACAACCCGAAGAGCAGCCUAUGGACUUUGCUGGCGAUCAACCAGUCGAAGAACAACUUGCCCUUCGGCAAGAGGAAGAAGCAGAUGAAGGGCUGGUAGUCCUCGAUGAAGUGGAAGGCGACAAUGAUGAUCAGGAGAUCAUCGUGGUCGUGGAGAAUCCUCCUCAACACCGUGGUGGAGAAGCUCGUCGACGGUGUUCAUAG